Messenger RNA from Aureobasidium musti, 1050 nucleotides. The record is from the annotation of a GenBank genome assembly. Lineage: Eukaryota; Fungi; Ascomycota; Dothideomycetes; Dothideales; Saccotheciaceae.
AUGGCAGACGACGAGUUAGCAACCAGAGCACCUGAGAGUGACCAGGCUGAGCAGAGCGCCGUCCCUGGUGACUCGGCCGUCGACCAAGGCCCGAGUCUAGGAAACCAAGAAGCCCAAGUCCAUGAAGGAGGCCAACCAACUUCCACCUCCCAAACCCCCACGGGCGAGAUCACCAAAUUCAACGACAUCGAAUGCUACAUCACAAAACCUGCCGACUACCCGCACGCCCCCUGCAAACUCCUCCUCUUCUUAACGGGAGGUACUGGCAUCCAUGCACCAGCCAACAAACUCCAAGCCGAUGCCUACGCCGAACAAGGAUACCUCGUCAUCAUGCCCGACCAAUUCAACAACGACCCGGCACCUAACUCUGUCUUUUCUGCUGGUGACGACAAGACCAGUUUCCUCGAACAGUUGAAGUUGAGGGCUGCUGAGGUCGCAAAGAGCUUUAGGUUGGAUAUGUGGCUGGCGAGACAUACGCCUAGCUCUGUGUUGCCCAGGUUGAACAAGGUCUUGACUGCUGUCAAGGAUGAGUUCGCUGAUGCCGUGCAAGCUGGUGGCGGUGUAUAUUGCGUUGGUGUCAGUGUCGGUGGCAGAUUUGCGCUCUUGCUUGCUAGCGAACUGGGAGCCGAUGUGCUCGAGGGUCAGAAGGAGGUCAGUGAAGAGGCGGCUGGUAAGGUUGAGGAGGGCAUGAUCAGGAGAGGUCCUGCUGUCAAAGCUGCUGUUAUUCUUCAUGGCGCAACCAUCGAACGCGAAGACUUUACUGGUGUCAAGAGUCCUAUUGGUCUCUUGACUGUGGAUGAGGAUCCUCUGUUCAGCGAUGAGGUGCGCGAGGCUGGUCUCAAGAGCUUGAAGGAGAAGGGUGUCGAAGUACAGGAAUGGAUUUAUCCUGGAGUACCACACGGUAAGUCGAACCUUGUUGAGUGGAGGAACUUUUGGACUGACAAUCAAUCACAGNGCUUCGCAGUCGUUGGUGAGUACCAAGAUGAAGCCAUCAAGCAAGCCCAGAAGCAAGCCUUCGAAGUCGUCCUCGAAUGGCUGAAGGUUCACUGA